UUUAUUGGGCAUAUAGUCCGGGUAAGGUGCUGUCCAGGCUGCAGUGGUGCUGCCCACACCCUAGAGUGAGCUCAGGAGAGGGGGAAUACCGUGGGUUCAAAACACUAGAUAAAAGGCAGAACGAUCCUCUGCUCUGUGCUUCUGACAAGUGUUUCCUCCUUUCUCUUCUCUUUCUUUAGAUGACCCAGCUCAUGAAGGCUGCCAAGAGCGGGACCAAGGAUGGGCUGGAAAAGACCAGGAUGGCAGUCAUGCGCAAAGUAUCCUUCCUGCACAGGAAAGAAGUCCUAGGUGACUCGGAGGAAGAGGACAUGGGGUUCCUAGAAGUCACCGUGUCGGACAUCAAGCACCCAGCUCCCGAACUGGGCCCCAUGCCCGAUGGCCUUACCCCUCAACAGGUCUGUGGGGAGUGCGUGGAUGCAUGUUUAUCUGGGCUAGUGUCGGCAGAGAAGGUUCUCUCUCCUUAUUUGUUAGGUUCCCUCUUUGGAGAUGUCUCAACAUCUUCUGUCCCAGUGGCUUGGCUGGAGGGAAACAUCAGUUAACCAAGUUCUUAGGAUCAUAGAUCCGGAGGGGAAAGGAACCCAGAACUGGUCCUGCCAAGGCUUCUUGCCUUGAGGAGGGAAAUGGAGACCAAGGGCUAUUCAUGACAGCUGGGAGUAGGGGUGGCAGAGGAAUGGAACCAUUUCGGAGUCCAACAGAGGUUGUAGGAAUAGACUCUGCA
Gracilinanus agilis (Agile Gracile Mouse Opossum) is the source of this 718-nucleotide messenger RNA. Its product is annotated as rho guanine nucleotide exchange factor 10-like protein. NCBI's taxonomy places the organism in Eukaryota, Metazoa, Chordata, Mammalia, Didelphimorphia, Didelphidae. The transcript is spliced from 2 exons. Bases 180 to 539 code for a protein of 119 amino acids. The record is from RefSeq and is a predicted model, not a curated record.